Molecule: messenger RNA, 858 nt
Organism: Limulus polyphemus (Atlantic horseshoe crab)
Lineage: Eukaryota; Metazoa; Arthropoda; Merostomata; Xiphosura; Limulidae
Exons: 5
Coding region: 130-543 (137 amino acids)
Source: RefSeq, a predicted model, not a curated record
GUGUCGACAAAAUACAAUAACGUAAGCUGCAGAAGCAGCGGUAUCAAGAGAUGUUUCUCGGGAGUUAAAUGUGAAAAGUAGGCAAACCAUCUGUUGAGUUUUGCCGAGUGAUAACAUUUUACUACAACUAUGUGGAUUAUGUGGACAGCUAUUCUGCUUUAUAAAGUUGUAAAUGGUCUGCGAAUCACAUACUUAGACAUUCCGAGAAGUGUUCGUUCAGGUCAAGACGUUCGACUUUGCUGCAUGUACGACUUGGAAGAAGACAGCUUGUAUUCAGUCAAGUGGUACAAAGAUGAUCUGGAAUUUUUUCGUUACGUGCCUAAAGAGAUUCCCCAAAGGCAGUUUUUUCCGUUAGACGGUAUUAACAUUGACUUUACUCACUCCAGUAAAGACGUGGUUUACAUACAAGACGUACAGAUAUCAACUGGUGGAAAGUAUAGAUGCGAGGUGUCUGCUGAUGCUCCAUCAUUUAGAACCGUCUCCACUCAAAAAGUUAUGAUAGUUAGAGAUGUGCCCUUGAUGAAAGCCCGACAGAUCUGGUGAAAGUCUACAAGUAAAUUUGAAACUGGAGGAGCUGUGCCAAGACGGUGUGACCUUAAAAUCUUGGUUACCUUAAUUCUCGCAGCCCUGCUAUUUGGAAUUGGGAUUGAAUAUGUUAAUUUAUUGGUAAUAAUAAACUAAAAAGAAAAAUAUAUUGUAUUGGCAUUACUGCAGUAUAAUUAAAACCACGAUAAAUUACAACUAACAUCAUAUUGAUUUUUUUUUUUUUAGAAAAUACAGUAUUGCUUCGUCUUGUAUAUUUGUUUUCAAAGUUGGGCUAUUAAAUCUGCCUCCAUUUAUUUCUUAUUGUUCUCAUUA